Messenger RNA from Aureobasidium subglaciale EXF-2481, 540 nucleotides. RefSeq lists its product as uncharacterized. Gene Ontology annotation, molecular function: protein folding chaperone; metal ion binding; protein-folding chaperone binding. The transcript has 3 exons. Bases 61 to 378 code for a protein of 105 amino acids. Lineage: Eukaryota; Fungi; Ascomycota; Dothideomycetes; Dothideales; Saccotheciaceae. Gene Ontology annotation, cellular component: mitochondrial matrix. The record is from RefSeq and is a predicted model, not a curated record.
AACAGCAUACACAUCUAUAUCCCCGUCGAAUCACCCUCGUCGAACAUAUCCACCGUCAAAAUGUCCACCAUCGCCGCCAAGUCCAUCAAGGCUCUCGCUCCUCUGCUCGACCGUGUCCUUGUCCAGCGCAUCAAGGCCGAGACCAAGACCGCCGGUGGUAUCUUCCUUCCUGAGUCGGCCGUCAAGGAGCUCAACGAGGCCAAGGUCCUCGCUGUUGGCCCCGGUGCCUUCGACCGUGACGGCAAGCGCAUUGCCCCCUCUGUCCAGCCUGGUGACAAGGUCUUGAUCCCCCAGUUCGGUGGUUCGCCCAUCAAGGUCGGCGAGGACGAGUACUCGCUCUUCCGCGAUCACGAGCUCCUGGCCAAGAUCAACGAGUAAAUUACAUGAUACCCCCGAUCCUUCUCUCGACGAAAACAUACCCACAUAUACUUGUAUCAACAUCACACGUUCUGACGAUCUGCGCAAUGACCGCUCGGCUGAGCACAUCAAGAGUCUGAAGAGCACACAAAACUUGUAGUAUAUCAUAACUUCCUUCUGUUG